UUGUGAGGUGCAUAGAAAGGGCGAAUCUCUCAAACAGAAUUAAUUAACUGAAGAAUUUCGAAAUUUAAACAUUUUCCUUGAAGAAUAGAGACAAUGAGUUAUCCAGGUUACGGCGCUCCUCAGCCGGGAUACCCUGGAGGGUAUGGAGGUGCACCUGGUGCCCCUGGUUUUGGAGGAAUACCUGGGCAGCAGCAGGACCCUCUCUUCGGAUACUUUACCGCCGUCGCUGGCCAGGAUGGUCAAAUAUCUGCUGAGGAGCUUCAGGCUUGCCUCACUCAGGCCAAUUUUGCUGGUGGCUACAAACCUUUCAACUUGGAAACAUGCAGGUUGAUGAUCAACAUGCUUGACAGAGACAUGUCCUGCACAAUGGGCUUUAAUGAAUUUAAGGAGCUCUGGGGUGUGCUGAAUGGUUGGAAGCAGCAUUUCAUGUCCAUUGACAGAGACCAAAGUGGGACAGUGGACCCCAAUGAAAUGCGUCAGGCUGUCACUUCCAUGGGCUAUAAUCUGAGCCCUCAAGCGAUGAACUGUAUUGUCAAGCGCUAUAGCACUCAAGGAAAGAUCACUUUUGAUGAUUAUGUGGCAUGCUGUGUGAAGCUGAGAACAUUGACUGACAUCUUCCGAAGGAGAGACCAAGCUCAACAGGGAGUGGCUACAUUUCCAUACGAUGAGUUUAUCCAGUGCACCAUGAGUACCUAAGGGAAUUUCACUGGACAAGAACUCCCUGGACUGUGGCUUUGAAAUACAGGGAUAUCAUCUAUGUGCUUGAGCUUAUUUUUUUAAAUGCUUUUUUAAAUUUUCUCAUAUUUACAAAUGACCACUUCUGUAAUAUCAAGUUUGUCAUUGUAUACAUUUCAACUGAUGUAUGCUUAUGUUGAUUUUAUAUACUAACAUCAACACACAUAUAAAUGGUGUAAUCCAAAUAAUUUUCCUGAAUUCGCUUAAUUGGAUAGAGGAAUCAAAGUAAAGGAAGAUGAAUAAACAUAGCUUUGAAAUCGCA
This is a messenger RNA of Chanos chanos (milkfish), 997 nucleotides long. It is a transcript of the gene sri, whose product is annotated as sorcin. Bases 94 to 696 code for a protein of 200 amino acids. The record is from RefSeq and is a predicted model, not a curated record. Gene Ontology annotation, molecular function: calcium ion binding. NCBI's taxonomy places the organism in Eukaryota, Metazoa, Chordata, Actinopteri, Gonorynchiformes, Chanidae. The transcript has 8 exons.